GUUGAGGAGGACUUGGAUCGAGCAACGUGCCUCAUUGCUGACGGCGAUGUUGCGGCGCUGCUCCCGAGCAAGACGCAAGGCGCUUUUCUGAAAAUGUUCUUGGGACCAGUAAAUCUGCGGGCAACAAGGAAGGAGGUGCAGCUCAAGGUGAAGGAGGAGUACAAUAGCUACAGGGACAGAACUGCCUUGCUGUUUCUUGGUUUUCCGGUGAUUCUGUUGUUUCUUCGAAAAUGGUUAUGGAAUGGAUGCUUUCCAGCAUUGCCAGUUCAGCUAUACCAGGCUUGGUUGUUAUUCCUGUAUACUAGUUUAGCUUUGCGUGAGAACAUACUGCGAGUUAAUGGAAGUGAUAUUCGUCCUUGGUGGAUACUUCAUCACUACUGUGCCAUGCUGAUGUCUCUUAUAAGUCUCACAUGGGAGAUAAAGGGGCAACCUAAUUGUGCACAUAAGCAGAAUAGAUAUCAGCGUCAAAGAUUAUAUACUAGGAUUGCUUUGGGGAAGGCUAAAAGAAUGGAUGUUGUAUGGGGAGAGACUGCUGGCGUUGAAGGUCAAUUGUUGCUGUUGUGCCCUCUCCUUUUUCUCUUGCAGGGAUUUGAGGGUUAUGUCGGGGUUUUACUUCUUCGCACAGCUCAUAUUGGCGUCGUCCCUGAGUGGCAGGUUGUGGUCUGCGGGAUCCUGCUGAUUGCAAUGGCAAUUGGUAACUUUGCAAACACAGUAGACACCUUGAUGGCUAAGUCCCGGUUCAAAGCGAAGAUGAAGAAAUCAAAGGGCAAACGGGAUCUCGAUACAUGCCCCUCACCAACAGGUUCAUCGCCGGCAGAUUCAACAACCAAAGCAUGA
This is a messenger RNA of Miscanthus lutarioriparius, 837 nucleotides long. NCBI's taxonomy places the organism in Eukaryota, Viridiplantae, Streptophyta, Magnoliopsida, Poales, Poaceae. The record is from the annotation of a GenBank genome assembly.